CCCCACACCCCCCGUGCAGCCCGGCGGAGCUGCGCAGGGCCGCCCGGGGCGGACAUUGUUGUCAGCGGCCUCACAGCGGCACAGGAUGCCGGUUCGGAUGGCGGGGCGCAGUGUAGAGAGGACGAGGCGGUGAGAGCCGUGCCAGGCGUGAGCCUCCAGGGCGGCACGGCCCCGCCCGCCCCGGCCCCGCCUGACCUGCGCCGGCUGCUGCGGCGCCUGCGCGCUCGCGCGGGGACAUGGCGGCGGCGGCGGCUGCGCGCGGGGCCGCGGCAGGGAUCCUGGGCCGCUGGGCUCCGUGGGUCGCACGUUGCCUCGGCGCGGGGCCCGCUCUCCCCGGCCUCACCGCACGCUGCGUCGGGUAUGUGCGGACGCCAGCGGCGGCCCCGCUGUGGAAACCGCGGCCGCUCUGGGGGAGCCUGCCCGGGGGCGGCCCCCCUUCGGCCCUCUGCAGUGUUGCUUCUCUGCUUCCAAGCAUCCUUCAGCAGCCAGCACGGACUCUGACGUACUAUAGCCUGCGGAAGGGGAAGAGGAAAAGUGUGAAGUCUGUGGUGAAGAGGUUUCUGCGGCUGCACAAUGGCCUCUGGGUCAGGAGAGGGGCUGGGUAUAAGAAGAGACUGUGGAAGAAGUCAGCUGCCCAGAGGAGGCGAUUGAGAGAGCUGAUGCUGUGCACUAGGACACAGUGUAAACUCCUUGAUAAAAUGACCACUUCUUUCUGGAAGAGGAGGAACUGGUACCUGGAUGAUCCCUACCAGAAGUAUCACAAUCGCACCAACCUUCACCUGUAAGAAUUUGGGGUUCCUUGUGGCAUUGGCUGGGACAGAGGUGGUGAAGUCUGUGGUAUGGCCUUGAUUUUAGACCACAAAGCUGUACUAUCUGUGUUUUUGUAAAGAGAGGUGUAUGGCAGCUGGUCAGGAUGAUGGGUGUCAGUGCCCACAAUAAAAGAACAUUCAGCAUUUAA
This is a messenger RNA of Pogoniulus pusillus (Red-fronted tinkerbird), 958 nucleotides long. RefSeq names its product mitochondrial ribosomal protein L35 (gene MRPL35). The transcript is spliced from 4 exons. Gene Ontology annotation, biological process: translation. NCBI's taxonomy places the organism in Eukaryota, Metazoa, Chordata, Aves, Piciformes, Lybiidae. Bases 237 to 785 code for a protein of 182 amino acids. The record is from RefSeq and is a predicted model, not a curated record. Gene Ontology annotation, cellular component: ribosome; mitochondrion. Gene Ontology annotation, molecular function: structural constituent of ribosome.